CCCACCCCUUGGAGCGACUCAUGGAGCGACCAUAAGACUGCAGUUUCUUCAGUCAAAAUGACAUCAUAUUCCACCUCUGCCCAGUGUUCAACAUCUGAUAGUGCUUGCAGGAUCUCUCCAGAACGAGUCAAUAAGGUACGACCAAAAUUGCCACUUUUGAAGAUUUUGCAGGCAGCAGGUGCAGAAGGUGAAAUGUUCACUGUUAAAGACCCUCUCUAUGAUAUGCUAAGAAAGAAUCUUGUCACUUUAACCACUGAUACUACAGAUGCUGCUCAGACUCUCGCUCUCGCACAGGAUCACAGUUUGGAUAUUCCAAGUCAAGACCAACCCAAGCAAAGUGCAGAGGAAAGUUCUAAUUCCAGGAAAAGAAUUGAAGAGGGUGAUAUUCCUGCACUGCCCACCUCAGAGCAUAAAUGCAAAAAUUCUAGAGAAGAUGAAGACUUGAUAAAUUUAAGCCAAGAUGAGACAUCUAGGUUGGACCUUGAGUUUGAGGAGUGGGAUGUAGCUGGCCUGCCUUGGUUGUUUUUAGGAAACUUGAGAAACAACUAUACACCCAGAAGUAAUGGCUCAACUGAUUUACAGACAAAUCAGGAUAUAGGUACUGCCAUUGUUUCAGAUACUACAGAUGAUUUGUGGUUUUUAAAUGAGUCAGUUUCAGAGCAGUUAGGUGUUGGAAUAAAAGUUGAAGCUGCUGAUACUGAACAAGCAAGUGAAGAAGUAGGGAAAGUGAGUGACAAAAAGGUGAUUGAAGUGGGGAAAAAUGAUGACCGUGAGGACUCUAAGUCCUUAAGUGAUGAUACUGAUAUAGAAGUUACCUCUGAGGAUGAGUGGCAGUGUACUGAAUGCAAGAAAUUUAAUUCUCCAAGCAAAAGGUACUGUUUCCAUUGCUGGGCCUUGAGGAAGGACUGGUAUUCAGAUUGUUCUAAAUUAACACAUUCUCUCUCCACAUCUGACAUCACUGCCGUGCCCGAAAAGAAGGAAAGUGAAGGAAUUGAUGUCCCUAAUUGCCGAAGAACUGUUUCAGCUCCAGUUGUUAGACCUAAAGAUGUAUCUAUAAAGGAAGGAAAUUCUAAACUUUUAAAUCCCUGCAACUCAGUGGAAUUCUUGGAUUUGGCUCACAGUUCUGAAAGCCAGACCAUCUUAAGUAUGGGAGAACAAUCAGAUAACGUCUCUGAGCAGAGAACAGAUGUAGAAAAUAUGGAGGAUUGCCAGAAUAUCUUGAAGCCAUGUAGCUUGUGUGAGAAAAGACCACAAGAUGGGAAUAUUAUUCAUGGAAGGACAAGCCAUCUUACGACUUGUUUUCCCUGUGCCAGAAGACUAAAGAAGGCUGGGGCUUCAUGUCCUAUUUGCAAGAAAGAGAUUCAAUUAGUUAUUAAGGUUUUUAAAGCAUAGUUGAAUCAACUGCAAAGAAAUAUUAAUUAGGAGCACCAGGUCACGUAUGGAAACAUCAGUAUUGACUGUCUCUACUAAUUGUAACCCAUUUUAUGUGUUCAUUUGUACAUGUAAACAUCUGUGGUCGCAUUGUUUUGCUUUGAAGCUUACAUGGAACUUAAGACUGAGUAUUUUAGAGCUAGAUGAUCAGUUUGGGGGCUUCAUUAAUGUGAAAAGAUACAUAAAAGUCACUUAAUUCUCCCUCCAAAGAUGAAGAUCUGGGAGGGAACAGUUACCAGUAUAAACAUAAAUAUUCAUUCA
Molecule: messenger RNA, 1692 nt
Organism: Ictidomys tridecemlineatus (thirteen-lined ground squirrel)
Lineage: Eukaryota; Metazoa; Chordata; Mammalia; Rodentia; Sciuridae
Source: RefSeq, a predicted model, not a curated record